This is a messenger RNA of Mesorhabditis spiculigera, 876 nucleotides long. NCBI's taxonomy places the organism in Eukaryota, Metazoa, Nematoda, Chromadorea, Rhabditida, Rhabditidae. The record is from the annotation of a GenBank genome assembly.
AUGGACUUCGAGGACUUCGAGUGGCUUCGGCCCGCCGUGGCCCCGUUCUUCUUCUAUGUGUUUGCGUUUGCCUCCGCGGAGAUUGCCAGAAGGAUCAGCGACUGGGUCCUCCAACGAACCGUGCGAAACUACCAAGACAGCUACCAAUACCUCUUCAUGAAUGAGCUGAUCGGCACGGCUCUGAUGUGCGGUUGCGUAUGGGAGAAUGGCUUGAUCGUUCAAGCCUUCGGCUGGAAGGGUUUUGGGAUCACCGUCGCCGCGCUGCUCACCGGCAACAUGCUCUGGAAUCGCAGGGCUUGCGUGUCGCCCUUGAUGCCUAUUGAGAAUGGGCUCUAUGGCAGCUACAGCCCGAAGAAGACAAUCACGAUCCUGACGGCCCAACUACUCGGAGGCAUCGCAGCGCCAAUCCUAGCGCACGGUGUUUGGUGGCACACCCGCAGUUACUCGAUCGCCCACCGACAGGCCCACUUCAACUUGCGCGACGGCUGUGAAUUCAGCUACAAGACCGAUUUCGUCUACGCUUGCCUAUGGGAGUUCGUCGGGGCGUUCCUCAUCCGCGCCGGGGCUCCAAUCCUAUCGCGCAUCAGCCCGUUCACCAUCCCGGUCUUCAUCGCCAGCCUGCUGUCUGCCGCUAUGGUCUACGUCGGUAUCCCCGGCCUGAACCCCACUGUCGUCACCUCACGACUCUGGCACUGCCGUGGUCUUUCUGCCAACUGGUUCUUCCUUCUCUACUGGUUCUGCCCACUCUUUGGCUGGUUCUUCGGCGCUGAGGUGUACGGAUUUUGCACGAACAAGAGGGGUCGCCCAAUUGAAGCGACGCCCAAGAAGGACCAGAGCAAAGACAAGAACAAGCCCAACAAGAAGCGCAAAUAUUAC